AUGCCCAUCAUCUCUCUCUGCUCUUCCUCCAUGGUUACGUCACUGCAUCACCCAACAACAACACUCUUUUUGGACCCACCAAAUCAAGAUGAAGAAGCCCUACCGGCGAAAUCAAGCAUUAAAUUUACUCACGCUUUUCCCGUGAAGAUCUUCAAAAAUCCCGAGAAGAUCUCUGAUUGUUUCGUUUCCAAAACCCUUGGAAGGAAUCCGAGAGUGGAAGCAAUGUCCUCUAGCGAUAGAGAGGAUUCGUCGGCAGAUUCAUACAAUGGGCAGCUCUUGAGGGACAUUAAGGAGGUAAGUAGAGCUCUUUACUUGAACAAUGCACCUCAAAGACCACUGCUUUCGUCGCCUCCUCUCCGAUCUAACUCUGUUUCGAGAACUCAUGCCUCGGUUAGUAACGGUCAGGGAACCACAGACAUUGGGUUGUUAUUGCCAAAUAAGAAGAAGAAAUCGUUGGUCGGAUGGAAUUGGAAGAAACCCUUGAAUGCCAUAGCUCAUUUUGGGAAGCGUAGGUUCGAUGUUUGUUUUCUUCUCCAUGUUCGUUCCAUUGAAGGACUGCCUUCAAAUUUGGAUGGUACCAAAUUAGUUGUGCAGUGGAAGAGGAAAGAUGAAGUGAUGUCCACUAAACCUUCCAAGGUUCUGCAAGGAACCGCCGAGUUUGAAGAGACCUUGACGCACAGAUGUUCAGUAUUCGGCAACAAGCAUGGGCCACACCGUUCUGUAAAAUACGAAGUGAAGCUUUUCUUGGUCUAUGCCUCUCCUGUUGACGCUCCUUGGCUUACUUUAGGGAAGCAUUGGGUUGAUCUCACCAGGAUCUUACCGUUGUCUCUAGAGGAGCUGGAAGGUACGAGAAGCACGAGAAAGUGGGAAACGAGCUUCAAGCUAUCUGGCCUGGCAGAUUCCGCGGUUUUGAAUCUUAGUUUUGAUUACUCGGUUGUCACCAGUUCAGUCUGUGAUUCAAGUAGUGGAAAUGUGAUGCUGAAGCGGGUUGGUAGUGUUCCAAGCAUGGACCAUAGAUCUUCACCGCUUGAUGAUGGAAAGGUCUCCAAUCAACUCUCGUCGAGUCUGAGUCUUGAUCUUUCCGAGUCAAUAGAUUUUCUCUAUGAAAAACUUAGCGAGCAAAACCCACAAAGAUCGACAGGAAGUGAUAUCCAGAAUGAACACUUGGGGAACACUGAGGUAGAUCUAGGCUUGGAGACUGAUAACCAAGCAAAUGACUCUGACGACACUGAAUUUGCUUUCACUGGAAAACAAGUAGAGGUAUAUCAGCAAGGAAUGUCCAGGCUGGAAGAAAGCACUGAUCCAAAAACAGAGUCCUCGGAAAUUGAAAUUAUUGAUGUCCAUGAGUUACUUAAAGAUGAAGAUGCAGCCUUUUCCGAAGAAACUCAUUUUAUUGAUCACUUAUCAGUGGCGGAGCUAAUAAGUGGUGCAAGUAAUAUCUUGCCGGAACAUUCAGUUUCCGGAGGACCCAAGUGUGCUUUCAGUAGCCAGUUUGUUUCCGAGUCAUCUGAGAUCAAAUCUUCAUCGGCCAUGGAUGAUUCUACGGAGAAAGGAUUUUUUUUGGAACUUAAGUCUGGUUACAAAGCUGCAAAAAUAUCAGCGAAGUCACUAAGCUUGGAUGACAUUACUGAAUCUGUAGCUAAUGAUUUUCUAAACAUGCUUGAACUUGAGGAAUGCGCUUAUGUUUAUACCUCAGAUGGUGAACCUACAUCUCCUCGUGAACAUCUGCUUCGAGAGUUUGAGAAGGAGGCUCUGGCUUCUGGAAACUAUCUCUUAGAUUUAGAUGGAGGAGCAGAGUAUGUGUCUGAUAUUAAUGAGGAAUCGAAUGGUUUCUCGUUCUCUUCAAGUUCUUUGGGUGUUGCGGAAAACAAGCGUGAGGGGAAAACUCAGCUGUUAAUAAACAGAAGGAACGCAAAGGUACUUGAAGACUUGGAAACUGAUACUUUAAAGCGAGAGUGGGAUUUAGAUGACAACAGUUUUAACAACUCUCUAUGUGUUUGCUCUGAUGGGUUUGGAAGUCCAAUAGAGCUUCCUGUUGACGACGGAUUAGAUUUGCCGCCACUUGAAGAUAAUAUUGGUCCUUUUGUUUGGACAAAAGUGAGAGAGUGUAUCCGGCCCAUGAAUCCAUUCCUGUUCAGAGAGUGUAAGGAUGCAUCACAUCUGAUCAUGCAAGUUUCAGUCCCGGUGGUGCUAGCGUCAGAGUUAGGUUCUGAUGUCCUUGAAAUACUCCAAAGUUUGGCAGCUUCUGGAAUUGAAGGGCUUUGCUUUGAAGUUAAUGCAUUAAUGCCUUUGGAAGAUAUAAUGGGGAAGACAAUGCAUGAAGUUAUCGAGGACGCAAGAUUUGAGAGAAUUGUUCAUGAUUGUUCUGACAAGAAUGAAGGUUCCACGGUUCGAAAACCAUCGUUUCCUUCAAAAGACAAAUUUGGGGGCUUUGGGUCCAAUAUGUGUUCAGGUUACGUAACUCUUGAAGCUCUUACUUCCUCAGCUAUUGAUGAGAUAGAACUUCUUUGUGUGGAAGGAUUAAAGAUUCAAUGCAGCAUGUCAGGCCAAGAUCCACCAUCAGUCAUUGCACCAAAACCCAUGGAUCAGUCCGAGGCUUUAGAGUUAUUUAGUUUUUCCUUAACGUUGGCUGAGUGGUUAAGGCUUGACCAUGGAACGUCAGAAACCGGAGAUCAACCCAGCAAGCAAAUGGGAGAACAAAAUUCAGCGGAUCAAGCAUCUAGUGGAAAGGGUCAUACUUUCGGGAACAAGUUGACACUUGCUCUUCGAGUGUUGCUUAGAGAUCCAUUUCAAAAUAAUGAACCUGUUGGUGCAUCUAUGCUUGCUCUGCUCCAAGUCGAAAGGUCUUUGGUUUCCUCAGAUCCACCUGUUUGUAGCUUGUUGGCUCAAGAAGAAAGAAUAAAGGAAUCUUUUGAAGAUGAUACACAUUUGUGGAGAGUCACAGACAUUGGUCUUGCGGGUUUGAAAACUGAGCCUGGUGCAGACCAUCAAGAGUCUGGAUCCCGCUGGUUACUUGCCAGUGGUACUUGUCAAGCUUCGGAGUCAAAGGCGAUCAUUGUAUCAAACCCACAAGCAACCAGAAACCACUUGGACACAUUGUGGAGUAUAACGACCGAUAGGCACAAUCAAGAAGGUGAUUUGAGUAGCUCUGCUUCCUUUGUUCCAUUUACAAGAAAUUCAGACGUGACAUUUCCAAAUGAAAUAACAAAAAGAUUGUGA
Thlaspi arvense is the source of this 3219-nucleotide messenger RNA. The record is from the annotation of a GenBank genome assembly. Lineage: Eukaryota; Viridiplantae; Streptophyta; Magnoliopsida; Brassicales; Brassicaceae.